AUGCCAACUGAACUAGAAGAGUUGGUGGAGUUUUUGCAUUCUCCGCAACCUGCGGUGGUUCAAAUAGCACUUGACAAUUUAGUAGGCUAUUCCCAAGGACCACAACAAAAGGUUUUCGCAUAUAAUAACUAUGAAGCCAUCAAGGACUUGAAGAAGUUGUCGCGUGACACAGGUAAAACGUCAGUCAGUCAGUCCGUCACUAUCCUUGCAAAUUUGUGUGAUGACUCUACGGUACGUGAACUCAUCAUAAAAGACAAGGACUACUUGAGUUUUUUGGUGUCAGCUAUAAUCAGGCCUACAAACAUCAACGCCGAUUUGAUGUCUAUUUUACUCGCAAAUUUGGCUAAAAAUGAUCUGAUUACAUCGAUCUUCGAGAUUGAAGUCAAGCAUACUGAUGAGGAGAACAAGUUUUUCAAACUGACAAAGGCAAUGGACUGUCUUAUGGACUGUUUUGUUAAGGGAUUCGACAGGAGUUUGAACAAAUACGCCAACUACGAUUACUUGGCGUACUUUUUUUCGGAUAUUUCUCGCUUAAAAAUGGGCCGUGCCUAUUUCAUCACAGAGCAGUCUUAUGAUGAGGUAGUCCCCAUCUCUAAGCUCUUGGUUUUCACUGAGAAAUAUGACUCUAAAAUUCGUCGCGAAGGUGUUGCUUCGACAAUCAAGAACUCUUUAUUCGAUAUCGAUUCACAUGGAACAUUGAUUACUGAUGAAGGUAUUAAUUUGCUACCAUAUAUUCUUUUGCCCCUUGCUGGGCCAGAAGAAUUAGAUGAGGACGACAUGUUUAACUUGCCCGAUGAGUUGCAAUUAUUGCCCUCUGAUAAAACGAGAGAACCAGUCGAAACAAUUUUAAAUACUCACUUGGAGUCACUCUUGUUGUUAAGUACAUCAAAAGAAAUAAGGGAAUACUUGCGAGCAAAGUCGGUCUAUGCCUUGAUCCGCGAACUACACAAGGUCUCUGACUCGGAGGAUGUGACUGCCUUGUGUGACAGAUUAGUGCAGUUAUUGAUGAGAGACGAAGAAGUGACAAGAGAAAACGUGGAUGAAAGUGAUGAAGAUGAAGAUCAAAUUGUCGAAAUUUUAUAG
This is a messenger RNA of Metschnikowia bicuspidata var. bicuspidata NRRL YB-4993, 1083 nucleotides long. It is a transcript of the gene HGH1, whose product is annotated as Hgh1p. The record is from RefSeq and is a predicted model, not a curated record. Lineage: Eukaryota; Fungi; Ascomycota; Pichiomycetes; Serinales; Metschnikowiaceae. Bases 1 to 1083 code for a protein of 360 amino acids. The transcript has a single exon.